UGCUGGCUCGUCAGUGCCUGCCAGAGGGUGAGAGGAACAGGAAAGCAGGGAGCCCGACAAGGAGAGGAGACGCAGGAUGAGAGGAGGAGCUGACAGAAACCCAUUCCAGCUGCGUUUCUGCCCCGACCCAAGCCAGAACUUUUUGGACGUUGCAGACAUUUUUAUUGUAUUGGAAGGGAACAAACGUCUGCUGCUUCGGUUCAGCAGACAGCAAACAGGAAUCGGUUCAUUCAACUUUUAAACAUGAACACAGGCAACUUAACGCUCUUGGACUCCUUGAUCUUUUCUCCGUUCUGUGAUGGCUGGAGCAACAACACAGAGGGGGCCUUGUACCAGCUGGGCAACACCGUCCUCUUCCUGGGGUACAUGGGAGGCAGCGGGGCCUUCGGGUGCCUCUUCAUCUUCGGCCUCAUGUGCCCGGCCUUCCUCUGCCUCACCAUGUGGGGCUGGAUGACGAUGUGCGGCAUAGACGUCUUCACCUGGCACCUGCUCCACCUGACCGCCUGCCUGCUGCAGGUCUGCCACCUCCUCUACCGGAUGCACCAGGAGGGCAUUCACAGCGAGGAGCUGUCUUCCCUCUACCAGGCGGUCUACCUGCCGCUGGGCGUACCUGUUCAGGUGUUCAAGGAGAUUGCAAAGGCUUUUGAGUACAAAGUGGUGGAGCUGAAGGCAGGAGAGACCUAUGCCCUGGAGGGCAAAACGCCAGUUGAUCAGCUCUCCUUUCUGCUGUCAGGGAGGAUCAGCGUGUCCCUGGAGGGACAGUUCCUACACUACAUCCACCGUCACCAGUUUCUGGACUCUCCUGAGUGGGAGUCUCUCAGACCAAACGAGGAAGGAAAGUUCCAGGUGACCUUGUUGGCAGAGGAAGACUCCCGUUAUGUUUCUUGGCGGCGCCGUCGGCUUUACGCGCUGAUAUCAAAGGAGCGUUACAUUGCCCGCCUCUUCUCUGUCAUGCUGGGAAGUGACAUUGCAGAAAAGCUGUACAACUUGAACAACAAGCUGUACAUCAAGAGCGGCGUGCUGCUGGACAUCCGCCUGCCGAGCCUCUACCAUGUGCUGGCUCCUGCCUCUCAGGGCAGCGAGGGCGGCAGCGGCAGUGACAGCGGCAUCUCCAAGGAGCAUCCAGCUGACCAACAGAGCCCUGACUCAGUACCAACUCACCAGAUGUCACAUCCGUCCCAAUAUCAGUAUCAUCCACAAGGUCCAAGAAUGUCAUCCUCAGACGUUCCUUUGACGCCAGAGAAUGACCAUCGUGGACUCCCCUGGGCUUCAGACCCGGACCUGCUUUCUGGUGAGGACUCCACCAGCCUGGUUUUGGAGGACUUUGCUGAUGUACCUGGCUCUUUGAUGGACUAUGGCAGUGAGAGGGAUUAUUUGAGGUAGAGGGGCAGGGUACUGGAGCUAACACACUGGUCACCACCUAAACUCAUGAUCUGAGGUUAAAGAUAACCUCCCUUCUCGGUUGAAAAGAGGAAGAGCACCGCUGGCCCCCACAGACACCCCCAAACUGUGAAAGCAGCCUUCUUCUGGAAACACCUGGUUGUCUAUUGUUCUAACAAAAGUAUGAAUCUUUCAUUUGUGACGCUGUUUUUUCCAAAAAUGCUUUUAAGCCCCAAAGCAGCUCCUUGUUUUCCUCUGAGAACACUAAAAUCUUUUCGUCCAUCAUUUAUGGUACUUGCUUUAUGCAUGGGAAAUGCUGUUUUUUUAUUUUAUUCACCGUGCCCUAAACCGGUUUUUCAUUUACUGUUUGUCUAAAUGUCACGACCAAGUGUGUCAUUUCCAAAACAUUGUUGGAUGAAGAACAGAAAAGCAUCAACCAUACUGGGAGGUGAAAAAGGUCAUCUGCAGAUUGCAGCCUAACAUGAAAUAACAUGAAAAUAGUGUUCCGACCAGCAACUUUUGAAACGUUUCUUUUUCUGAUGCAGAUUUAAGUUUGAACAUGUGUUUUGUGUUAGAUGUCUCACUCUGCACGCUGCGGUGAUUUGUCACAUUUCAGAUUUGGGUGUUUUUGUAACUUUAGUGUAUGAUUUGCUUUAGUCACAAAUGUGUCUGAAUUAAGAAGACAACAGCAAUUUCCUUUGUAAGAAAUAUUUCUUCUGCAUCUAAAGGGAAACUUGGUGCCUACAGACCACGUAUUUUUAUUUUAUUUGUAGCUUUGAUAAUGGAGGAUGUCAAACACAACUGAACACUGUGAAUUUUUCUCUGCUGAUGCCAACAAAGACACAAAAUGGGAUGUGUGUUUGAAGAGGGUUUUCUAUUGGGGCCAAGAUUUCUCCAUAAAGCUCUUUGUUUGCUGUGAUGAUCUAGUUUAGAUUUAGACUGUUUCAGUUUUCACAAACCUACAAUAGUAGCAACCAAAAGAUUUUAUUGUAUCAAGAUGUAAAGGUUUAAAAGCUCUCUACACCUGUUUUCCUUUUUUUAAGUUUUCAACACAAUUAAAGCUGGUUUCUCCAUUUUU
Oryzias latipes (Japanese medaka) is the source of this 2458-nucleotide messenger RNA. RefSeq names its product popeye domain cAMP effector 2 (gene popdc2). Lineage: Eukaryota; Metazoa; Chordata; Actinopteri; Beloniformes; Adrianichthyidae. Gene Ontology annotation, molecular function: cAMP binding. Gene Ontology annotation, biological process: heart development; skeletal muscle tissue development; regulation of membrane potential. The record is from RefSeq and is a predicted model, not a curated record. Gene Ontology annotation, cellular component: sarcolemma.